GGAGAGGAGAAACAAAGCAAAAGGCAAAGAAAGCCCCAACAUUUACUUCUUAUACAAUACAAUACACUUCUUUUUCUUCUCCUCCUCCUCUUCCUCUCAGUUGUCCAUCUCCUCUCUCCCCCUCACAUUUCACCUUCCAUCUUUUUUCACAGCCAUUUAUUAGAGAUUCCUCUACAUGGUCUUUUCUUCUCUUGUUCAUUGCGGUGUACAGAUUCCCAGUUGAUAAUACCCAUAAAAAUUCUCCUUUUUGCAUUUCAUAUUUGCUUCUUCUUCUUGCCGGGUGUUUGUUUCCUGUAUUUGGGUACCAUUUCAAUGUUUGCUCCUUCGUCUUUUCUGGGUUAAAGUUUUUAUUCUGCUUCACCAACUCCUCUCCGGGGAAAAAACUCUUCUGGGUUCCGCUUUCAAGAAGAAAAAAAGCCGUCUUUUUGCCCACUGCUGCCUUGUACUGCCCAUAUUCAGGCUUCCAAAACAACACAACAAUUUCUUUUUGUUUUGCAGAAUUCUGGGGAAGUUUCGAUAAUUUGGGUUUUCCUGUGAAUUGGUUUUCUGUUGGAAUUACUUCCUUCGAGAAAGAGAGGGAAGGAGGAGAAAGUGAGGUAGAGAGUGACUUAUGGGGAAGCAAGGGCCCUGCUAUCACUGUGGAGUUACAAGCACACCACUUUGGCGCAAUGGACCCCUUGAAAAGCCGGUGUUGUGCAAUGCUUGUGGUUCUAGAUGGAGGACAAAGGGAACACUCGCAAACUAUACACCUCUUCACUCCCGGGCAGACCCUGAUGAUUAUGAUGAUCAGAGAGUUGCCAGACUGAAGAACAUAUCUCUUAAUAGAAACAAAGAGAUAAAACUUGUCAAAAGAAAGCCAAACCUUGAUGCCGGGGUGGUUGGAAGAAUGGCCUCUGAUUAUGUGCAGAGUAGCCAGAAUGUUAUGGAUGAAGAUGUAAGUAAUAGAUCGAGUUCAGGAUCAGCCAUAUCUAAUUCUGAGAGCUGUGCUCAAUUUGGCAGCAUGGAUGCAAGUGAAUUGACAGGUCCAUCUCAAACAGUUGUCUGGGACUCAAUGGUACCUUCUAGAAAGAGAACAUGCGUGAAUCGUCCAAAACAAUCCCCAGUCGAGAAGCUUACUAAAGAUCUUUACACCAUCUUGCAUGAACAGCAGUCUUCUUGCUUUUCUGGUACGUCUGAAGAGGAAUUGCUUUUUGAGAGUGAAACUCCAAUGGUUUCUGUUGAGAUAGGACAUGGAAGUGUUCUCAUCCGGCAUCCUAGUGCAAUAGCUCGAGAUGAAGAGUCCGAGGCUAGCUCACUUUCGGUUGAGAACAAGUGCUACCCAGCAAAUGAAGCUUAUUCCCACCCCGCUAAUUUUAGUCAUGCGUAUAAUGGAAACAACAAGUACAUCAAGACUCUUGAUCCUGUGAUUGAGAAACCUGAGUACCUUCAGGGACAAGGAAUGCUACAGCAGGAACAGCUUAAUAGGGACAAGUCUCAGCAUGAGAAAGUGCAAAUUCUUGGACAUCAUAACUCACCCCUGUGUAAUAUUGAUCUGAAUUGUGUCCUUAACUUCGAGGAGUUUUCAAAACACUUGACGAGCGAAGAGCAGCAGCAGUUGCUCAAAUUUCUGCCUGCACCCGAUACUGGCAAACUUCAUGACAGCAUCAGAAGCAUGUUUGAUAGCCCUCAGUUCAAGGAGAACUUGUCUUCCUAUCAGCAACUUCUAGCAGAAGGGGUCUUUGAUCUAACCUUCUCAGGGGUAAAGACUGAAGAUUGUAAAACUCUCAAGAGACUUGCUUUAUGCAACCUCUCAAAGUCCAAAUGGGUUGAGCACUGUCAUCUACUCAAGAAAUGCAAAAACAGCCCUGGAAAGUUUCCUGCUGUACAGGGACCUAAUGUGGCAUCAAACUUUUCUACUACAGGCAAAAGACCACGUGAGAGCUCGAAGAUCCCAGGUCAGCUACCAUCCUUGUUAGAUUGACUGCUGACAGUAUGAUGCUCAUCUACAUUUCUUUGGAAUGAUUCAAAUGUUAGGCAUUCCAUAAUCUGGUUGGUCAUUUUAAGGCUGAUUGAACAGAAUUCAAUGGCACCACUGGCUGGAAUGUAAAUUCCGUGAGUGACGGGGUGAAAUACUGAAAUUGUCCAAUCCCAUCAUCCAGUUACCCCUUCAAAAGACCCAAAUUUACAUCAAUGCCAGUAUUUCUUCUAUAUCAUGAUCUUCUGAGUGCUUUAAAUCAUGUUUUCUUUUUCAGAGGUGAAGAUGAUGAUGAGCCCGAAAAGGAGUUUAACCAAGGCAGGUUAUGAGAACACUAGUAGGGAAAUCAUGGACAACGAUGCAUCAUGCUUCAGCCCUAAGAGUCUAUUCGCGUUGCCUACCGAGGGAGGUGGAUCCUUCGUGCUGGACUCCCUCCAUUUCGUCGACGAGAGCUCUGAUCAAGACCUGCUACUGGACGUGCCGUCCAAUGGCUCUUUCCCGCAGGCAGAGCUGCUUCAUCCAGCUAUGAGUUUUGGCGGGCAGCAUGCAAGCACUAGUAGUAGCUCAGUGUACCCACAUCAUCUACUUCGUAAUCAUCCCUGAUAAAAAAAACUUUAACACCAGGACUUAUAUAUAUAGAAAAAUCUAUAUGCGCAAUACUUUUUUGCCAAUCAAACAAAUGAAACAAGUACUGAAAUGAGGCCUGGUGAUGGUUGCUUGCUCUUCACUCAACCCUUUUCCCCCUCUGUUCUGUGUUUUUGCCUCUUGAUCUCCAAUAGAACUCAGUCAGGGGGAAACUUAGGUGGGGAAUGGGGUUCUUUUUUGUGUUUUUGUAUAGGUUGAGAAGAUAUAUUGUAAAAUAUAGAUGGGUAAGAAGAAAAGAUGCAACCUAUUUUCGAGGUGGAGAGUUUUCAAAGAGUGCCGUUGUAUGUAGCUUUUAUUUGCAGAAAGAUGAAACAAAAAAAGAGAACUUGGAAGAAUGGCAAAGCUAAACAUCUUUUUUUCUAGCCCUUUUUUGUCCUCUUUGCGUUUU
Messenger RNA from Linum tenue, 2987 nucleotides. NCBI's taxonomy places the organism in Eukaryota, Viridiplantae, Streptophyta, Magnoliopsida, Malpighiales, Linaceae. The record is from the annotation of a GenBank genome assembly.